This is a messenger RNA of Trachymyrmex cornetzi, 4270 nucleotides long. It is a transcript of the gene vret, whose product is annotated as vreteno. The record is from RefSeq and is a predicted model, not a curated record. The transcript is spliced from 15 exons. Lineage: Eukaryota; Metazoa; Arthropoda; Insecta; Hymenoptera; Formicidae. Bases 472 to 4149 code for a protein of 1225 amino acids. Gene Ontology annotation, molecular function: RNA binding.
AUUCUAUCUUCAUCCAUUAAACGUGAAACAAGGAUAGUAUGGCACAAAUGGCGUUGAUAGCGCCCUCCCCGAACGCAGUCGUAGAGUGAUCUAGAGCUUUGUGCUCUAAGCUGCUUUUUCUCUGGACCAAACCAACACAACCGUUUGUUGCUUUUCGCUAUCUUGGAAGAUUCCGAUUCGUCCAUUCAAAUUGUCUUUUUUUCGCGUUUUUCUUUCACGGACAAAAACGUGUGCGCUGCCUUACAACUUUUUUUUAUUUACGUUCUUUCUAUGUGUUUAUCUACAAUACAUAUUUUUGACUUUCUGACUAUUACGUUGUGUGUUAACGUGCCGCUUUUGCAGGUCAAUCAGUGUCCUUUAUUGUUUAUUCCACGGCUUUGUGCGUGAUAAAACUGAUGAAUUACAUCCUCCAAUCAUUAAAAAUUUGAUCGUUUGCAACUUCGCAAGCGUGAAAUUAGUAACGUGUGUAAUAUGGCGUACCAUGAUGCUCAUAUGGACGCCGAGCAAAUGCCGGGUGUUGAUCGAAUGGAUGCCGAAUAUACGAUAUAUGUGACGAAUUUGCCAAUAGAAUUAAAUGAGGAUGGUAUCAGAGAUAUUUUUAGUCAGUAUGGCAAAAUUAAGGAAAUGUUCCAUCCUCGUUGUGCCACAUGGACCUAUGUUACAUAUGGAACAUUUCGUGAAGCUGAAUUUGCUAUGCGAGAACUACAUGAAAAGAAACCAUUAUGCCUGAAAGUGGCAUUAGCAAAGGAGAGAUCUAAAAGAGAAGAAGUACAUUUUGAAAAAACGAAGGUGAUAGAUACUGCAGAUUCACCGCCGCCUAUUCACAAUGAUACAAAAUAUCAGAAUAUGGGCCAACCAAUGCAUCCAUUCCAUAAGCAUGUAAUGCCACAUAUAACAAUACCAUAUAGUAGUUUUUCAAACUACGAAUCAUCACCUUUGCCUUCAUGUUCACAAACACAUGGUAUCUAUGAGCUCGAGGAUCCUUACAUGAGUACUAAUAAAUUGUGGACAAGAGGUAUAAUAACUGUUACGCCAGAUGGAAAAAGACGUGUUUCUCUUGGACGUGGUUAUACACUGUAUGAAUAUCCAGAACCGCAUCCUAAGGUUGAAGAAUAUAUUUCACACAUACAUGAACAACGAAAGAAUGGAUUAUAUGAAUAUUCCAAAGACAAAUUUAAGAAUGAAGUGCAGAACUGUUCUGUUUGUUCUACAAAGACGACAAAACAUUGUGAAAAAUGCCGUACAUAUUAUUGUAGCAAAGCUUGCCAAUUGGAGGAUUGGCCACAGCAUCAGGCUGAAUGUGAACGUAUUCCGGCAUUAGUGGAAGAAAUUAAUGAUAUAUCAUCUUUGCAAAUUAAUCAAGAUGCAAAUCAAAUAAAAAUGACAACCUCAAAUGUUGAUAAACUGGCUAAAUCUGGUGAUGUGAAAUUGCGACGGCCUAAUACGUUUAAUGCGAUGCAAGUUGAUUAUUCGAAUAAUACGAGUGAAAAUAUCAAUGAGCAUGAAAGUAAUAUAGAAGCUACUCAUAUGUCUAUCAACAAUAUUAAGGAUAAACACAAAUCUGCAUCUCAACGUGUUAAUAAUAUUAAUGACUCUCAAACUAAAAUGGUAGAUCAACCUGUAGUAAAUGCCACAAAUACUAAAGAAUUUUCUCAGCAUCGAUUGCGCGGACAUAAUAAUACUAACGAGAGUAUUGAUCAGUCGAAAAACAAUAAUGGAUGCUCCCCAACAUCUAGCUUUGGCCGAAAUCAAUAUAGCCGUAAUUAUCAAAACAAUUCAAAAAAGCCCAGUCUUAAAGAAAGACAUGAUAAUAAUAGCAAUGUAAGAGAUAAAACUUACAAUAAUGGUAGAAAUGAUUCUCAAAGGAAUAGCUUCCAAAGUGACAAAGGCUCUGCCGAUUAUAAUGGCAAAGAAAAUACCAAUAGACAAGGAAGUAUUUCCAGUAAUAGUUCGGUGAACAACGAUUUAGCUUUUUACAAGGAUACACAGUUGUCAAAAACAAAAUUUAUAACUGUGGAAGUUAUAAUACCAUUAGAUAAUAAUGAAUAUUGGAUAUAUAAAUUAGAGGAUACAGAUGCACGUACGGACUUAAUGACGAAAUUACAAGAUAUCGCAACAAAAUCACGUCAUAUGCAGCCAGUUAUUGGUGAAGUUUACGGCGUUUUAUAUGAAAGUGUUUGGCAAAGAGCUAUGGUAGCAUCUCUGAAUCCUACUAAGGUCCACUUUAUUGACUUUGGUAACUAUGAGAUACUAGGAAAAAGUAGUGAGAUCAAAGAUAUUGGUGACCUGAUCAAAUUUCCUAAGUUUGCUAGAAAAAUUCGUUUGAUGCAAGGCACAAGUAAUAAAUAUAAAAUUCUACAGCGAGGCGAGAAGAUUUCUGUUAGAAUGUUGACUUUAAAUUCUGAGAAAACAAUAAUAGUAGAAGUUGAAGAGCAAUCUAUUGCAAAAAAUUUAUCUUCAUCUACAGAAAGUGUUUCAAAUGGUACAAAAAAAAAGUUAUUACCACAAAAGGAUAUUAAGGUAUCACCAAAUAAAAGUACAAAUGCUUCCACGAUUCAAAUACCUAGCGUCUUAGAUGCUUUGGCUGAUUUGACACAAAAUAGUUCAAAGUUGCAAAUUGACGGUUUUAUACAAUUAUUUGAAUCCACGCAAAAGAACGUUUACAGCGUAACUUUGCUUCCACAAGUUUUCAGUACUGAAGUAACGAUGAUCUUUGAAGAUAUACAAGAAGAAUGUUCAAAAAUACAAAUACCUGCAGAUUACAAACCAAAAGCAGGAGAAUUGGUUUGCGGUUACAAGGAAUGCUGGUACAGAGGAUAUAUUUCGACGUAUCCCGAUUCCAUUUUUGCAAUAGACGAGGCAAGAAUUCUUCAAGUAAAUGAAAUUGUACCAUGUCCCAAAAAGUAUUUGGAUAUUUGUGCCUUUGGAGUAAUGUGCGAAAUAAAUAAUUCUACUGUCUUGAAAAUGGAGCACAAUUACGAGUUUACAUCAAUUAUAAAUGAGAAUAGCAACAAACAAAAAAGUCUCGAAAUUCAAAUAUAUGUAAAUUCUGAAGUGGUACAGGCUGUACUGAGGACCUGGAAACUGACAAAUUUAUCAAAUUUUGAGUUAAAGAGUGGAUCUAAGAUAUGUCUUACAAGUUACCGAAAUCAUUAUUGUAUGUUUGCACGCUCUUUAGAAGAAGCGGAUGUAGAAUAUUAUAAUAAUGUUAUGCAAUCUGUUGCACAAUAUGCACAAACAGCACCAUACCUAACCGAACCUCCACCUGAUAAAGAAGUAGUGAUUGCGCCAUUCGAAGAAGAUGGUAACAGUUACCGUGCAAUGCAACAAAGCUGUGCGAUAAAAGUAAUCUUAAAAGAUGUACCUCGUGACAUACCCAUGAAUCAAGAAGUUGACAUGUAUCUUCGCCAUAUAUCAGGUACAGAAAUGCCUCUAAUAUGUACAUUCGAGGGUUUAUCCAAGGAUGGAGUUCGUUUGACGAUUGCCGACACAGGAGAAUGUAUUAAUGAUAAAAUAAAUCAGCUGUUAAUCCCAGGAUGGAAACAAGCAAAUAAUAAUGAUAACACAUGCUAUAUGUUCAACGACAUCAAAAUAGCAAGUUUAGGACGUGUGGGUGAUACAGUAAAUGCACUGGUAGUAUAUGCAGUGAAGGAGGAUGUAACAUCAUACAUGAUUGGUCCUGAAGAUUUUGAAUUAAUGACCCAUAUCUUCGAAGUGAUGCCGGCAAUGUUGAAAGAGUAUUGUGAAAAAAUGGAGUAUUAUAUUCCGAGAACGCAAGAAUUAUGUUUGGCAUUGUACGAUGGGAGUUGGUAUCGAGCAGUCUGUCUCAAUCCUAAGGAAUCACAAAGGACAGCUCAAAUUUUUUUUAUUGAUUAUGGGAAUGUAGAAUUAGUAGAGCAUAAAGAUAUAAGAUUAAUGCCCAAAGACUUUAUUUUACCUCAAGCAUUUGCGAAUAUGUGUAAUCUUGUCAAUUUAGCACCAGUCGACCGUAAUGGACAGCAUUCGGAAGCGGUACAGAAGAAAUUAAAGGAGUUAAUAACGGAAAAUUCAUUCAUCAAAAUUAAAAUUGUCGAAUACUCUGAAGAUGGCUGUUAUAAAAUCGAAGUACCAGACGUUCAUGACAUGCUAAUUAAACACAGUCUCGUGUAGUCUUCGUAAAAAUUUUAAUUUGCGUAUUUGAUAGAUUAUGUGAUCUUGUGUAGAAUUAAGAUAAUUUUUGAUCUUAAAGAUUUUUGAUCUUAAAGACUGCGUUGUCACUUAUAUAUUUUAA